CUUCCCUGAAAUCUAUCUCCAUUUUCAUUCUCAUUUUCAAUCUCCAUCUCUCUCCACACUCACACACAGGUUUCCUGAGGUGAAUGGCCACGGGGGAGAGCGGUGGUGCUGCCAAUGACCACCAUGAAGUCACCUUGAUCAUACCAAAAGAUGACACUAAAGAUACCACACCACCUUCUUCCUCUUUGAUCAGUCCUCAGUUUUCCCAAAAGUUGCUAGCGGAGUUGUUCGCUACGUACUUCUUGGUAUUUGCAGGCUGCGGUGCCAUCAUGGUGAACAAUGACAAGAACAAUCUGUUGGGCCAGACUGGAAUCGCGAUUGUUUGGGGCACGGCGGUGAUGGUGAUGGUUUACGCAGUUGGACAUGUCUCCGGUGCACAUAUCAACCCUGCUGUCACCAUUGCUUUGGCAUCUUGCGGAAGGUUUCCUUGGAAAGAGGUACCAGGAUACGUAAUUGCUCAAAUCCUUGCAUCAAUCGUAGCGAGUGGAACCCUAUGGUUAAUAUUUAAUGAGGCACAUGAUCACUUCAUUGGAAACGUCCCUCCCGGAUCCAACCUUCAAUCCUUGGUGAUGGAAAUUAUUAUCACAUUUUACCUCAUGUUCGUCAUCAGUUCAGUUGCCACAGAUGAUCGAGCAAUGGGACAACUCGCCGGGGUCGCCAUUGGAUCAACCAUUCUACUUAACGCUAUGUUUGCGGGACCAGUAUCAGGGGCGUCAAUGAACCCAGCAAGAAGCAUAGGACCAGCACUUGUAUGGAACAAGUACAAAGGGUUAUGGGUCUACAUUUUGGGACCUACGAUUGGUGCCAUAGGUGGUGCAUGGGCUUACAACACCAUGAGGUUCAAGCCUUUGAGUGAGAAAAGCAAGGGCGCAUCCGACAUCUCAACAAUGGUUUAUGGAGUUGUAUCGCUGUUUAACUAUGAUCUAUGGGUUUAUUUGCAUGAGAUGUUACACUUAAACAAACAAGAGAUUACACCCGAGAUGUAAUACACUCUUUUCUUUUAGAGUAAAUUACAAAGUUCGUCCUUUA
This is a messenger RNA of Helianthus annuus (common sunflower), 1029 nucleotides long. Its product is annotated as aquaporin NIP1-1. The coding region runs from base 84 to 986 and encodes 300 amino acids. Gene Ontology annotation, cellular component: membrane. Lineage: Eukaryota; Viridiplantae; Streptophyta; Magnoliopsida; Asterales; Asteraceae. The transcript has 5 exons. Gene Ontology annotation, molecular function: channel activity. The record is from RefSeq and is a predicted model, not a curated record. Gene Ontology annotation, biological process: transmembrane transport.